Messenger RNA from Oxyura jamaicensis (ruddy duck), 759 nucleotides. Its product is annotated as ovomucoid-like. NCBI's taxonomy places the organism in Eukaryota, Metazoa, Chordata, Aves, Anseriformes, Anatidae. The transcript is spliced from 4 exons. The record is from RefSeq and is a predicted model, not a curated record. The coding region runs from base 142 to 399 and encodes 85 amino acids. Gene Ontology annotation, molecular function: protein binding; serine-type endopeptidase inhibitor activity.
CAGGGCUCCUGCUCACUGUGUGUAUAUAUAUAUAUAUAUAUAUAUGUAUCUGCACCCACAGAUGCAUGAAUACGCAUUUAAGCUAAGUGUUCUGGAACCAACCUUGGAGCACAGGCUGGCUGUGAAACAGGUCAAGAAACUAUGUCUGCCAUGAAGAUAACAGGCACUUUUGUGCUCCUCACCCUGGCAGUUAUUUGCUUAGCAAAUGCUGCCAAAGAGGAUGUGGUAGACUGCAGUGAAUACAAGAGGUUAGAGAGAGGAAGACCUAUUUAUUGUGAAAAACUCUACCAACCUUUUUGUGGCUCUGAUGGGAAAACAUAUAACAACAAAUGUUCCUUCUGCAAGGCUGUCCUGAGAAGUAGAGGAGCCUUACAUAUGAAGCAAGAAGGUGCAUGCUGAAUGAAAUCUGUGGGACGGAGAAGAAUGCUGAGAACAGCUUUUCACUGCCUUAUCACAAUCUCUUAAUUUAAUUUCUUUCACCCUGUCUGUCCUAAUGAUGGCAAACAAAGCUCAAAGUAGACUUUUCAGCUGUGCGCUGUCAUUUGUGCUUCCCUCUGAUCCAGAGUGCUGGGAUUGACAGUUCUGUACUCCAGUUCAGGAUUCUCAUGAGCAUUCCUGUUUCUCUAACAAAUUGGUUUCCACAUGAGCACUUCAUUAUAUAUUUGUCUCCAUAGUGAAAGUUAAACCUUCUUACAUUGCCACUUGAUUUUAGUGCAAGUAUUGCCUCUGCUCUCCUCGUUGGUGAAGUGUUUUCUCUCA